This is a messenger RNA of Ipomoea nil (Japanese morning glory), 1642 nucleotides long. RefSeq lists its product as uncharacterized. Gene Ontology annotation, molecular function: lipid binding. The coding region runs from base 366 to 1586 and encodes 406 amino acids. The record is from RefSeq and is a predicted model, not a curated record. The transcript is spliced from 6 exons. Lineage: Eukaryota; Viridiplantae; Streptophyta; Magnoliopsida; Solanales; Convolvulaceae.
GUUGGAAACAAGAAUGUAGAAGCUUGAUUGUGGCUGAGCCGUCGUCUCUGUACAGCAAAAUCUUUAAUCAUACAACAAACAAACAAACACCAUCGCACUUUCCUAUUCAUUUCACAUCACUCGCCUAAAUAACCUCCUCCUUCUUCUUCUUCUUCUUCUUAUCCAAUUCCAUAAAAUCUUUACUCGGAUCUGCUCUAGCGGGCGGCUGUGAUAUCUGUUUCCUAAAUUUAACCUCAGUUUUGUGUACAGAAUUAAAGCGAAAUCCAACCCACAGCUAGUCCACAAACCCCCUUUCAUCCUCAUCACAAAGUCUUCAUUUUUUCUUCCCACUGAUCUUAGAGGUGUGGGGCGAUAGUUUGAGAAGCAUGUUUGCGUUUGUAGCGCCUGUUUUGAUUGCGUUUCUUUUGGGUGUUUUUGUGGGAUGGGGUUGGAAACCCAAAUGGGCGAGGAGCUUGUGCUUGUGGAAUUCUAAUUUUGAUCUUUCUGCUCCCUUUAAGCUCACCGCACAUAGUUUAAGCUCUGUUGUGGACUAUUCUGUCUCGGAGAAGGAUCAAAUUGUAUUGCCACCGGAUCAUACUGCUGAAAGCAGCUCAUCGCUGCAAGAUAAGAAAAAGGAGAUUGGGAUUGUUACGGAUGUGGAUUUGGAACAUUUAUACCAUCUAGUUGAGGGGAGAAAGGAUGGUGGUCCCCCUUGGAAGCAUAUGAUGGAUCGUUCCACUCCUAGUAUGAGCUAUCAAGCAUGGCAGAGAGAUCCAGAGACUGGUCCUCCUCAAUACCGCAGCAGAACUGUGUAUGAAGAUGCAACUCCAGAAUUAUUAAGGGACUUCUUUUGGGACGAUGAAUUUCGAUUUAAAUGGGAUGAUAUGAUUGUACAUGCAUCAACUAUAGAAGAAUGUCCCAUCACCGGAACGAUGGUUGUCCAUUGGGUAAGAAAGUUCCCAUUUUUCUGCAGUGAUAGAGAAUACAUAAUUGGUCGUCGAAUAUGGGAAUCAGGAAGAUCAUAUUAUUGUGUUACCAAGGGAGUGCCAUGGCCUUCUAUUCCAAGACGGGACAAACCGAGGCGUGUUGAUCUGUACUAUUCAAGUUGGUACAUUCGAGCAGUGGAAUCGAGGAGAUCAGAUGGUGAAACGAGCAGUGCUUGUGAGGUGAUACUAUUUCAUCACGAAGACAUGGGUAUCCCGUGGGAAGUUGCAAAGUUUGGGGUUAGAUACGGUAUGUGGGGAACUGUGCAGAACAUUGAACGUGGGUUUCGAGCAUACCAGAAGUAUAGAGCAACCGGAGGUGCAAUUUCUCGGUGUGCAUUCAUGGCUCAAAUCAACACAAAACUUGAUCCGGCCUUCCUCGACUCAUCACCAGAGCCGGAGGGUAUUGAAUCUCAUUCAACCGAGUCUGAGUUGCCUGGGGACAGGGACAGGGGCAGGGGUAAGGGCUUCAACAUCCCAAAGCUCCUUGUUAUUGGUGGGGCUGUAGCUGUUGCUUGCAGUCUUGAUCCAGGGCUCCUACCUAAGUCACUUUUAGUUGAAGUUGCCAAACGGGUUGCAAGUAUAGGACGAGGACCGCGCUUACGACUUAUGACUGUCUCCUAAUCACACUAUACACUACUAUAACUAAUUUUGUUUACUUGCAUUCAUAGCUUAAAAAA